Cynoglossus semilaevis (tongue sole) is the source of this 4144-nucleotide messenger RNA. RefSeq lists its product as uncharacterized. Lineage: Eukaryota; Metazoa; Chordata; Actinopteri; Pleuronectiformes; Cynoglossidae. Bases 744 to 1007 code for a protein of 87 amino acids. The transcript has 2 exons. The record is from RefSeq and is a predicted model, not a curated record.
GUUCCGAUUGAGUGGAUUCUGAUUUUAUUUGUUUGUUUAUUUAAGACCAAGGCUGUUGACACUUUAAACUGUCAAAAUGCUAAUUUUGACAGGGGGAUUUCUGUAUACGUCAGAUCACAGUCGUGGUCAGACAGAGAAAGAUCCAAACUGGCGAGUUCUGAGAGCUGCAGCCAAAGGGGGAAAAAAAUUGCAUUCGUGUAAAAUAGAACUUUCAUUACAAACAGAUUAGUGACCGAGAGACAAAGGAGUGGACAUUUUAGUACGACAGUCCAGCAGCUACUUACAUCCCCCUCUUUCUCUCGCGCGCUCUCCCUCCCUUCUCACUCUCUCACCGCCUCGCAUCUUUCUCCUCAUCAUUUCACCGUCCGCUCCUCCUGCUCCUCCUCCUCCUCCCUCUUCUUUUUCUCCAUUCCGCUCCAUUCUCAUCCUCCCUCUUCAUCUCCUUCUCCGUCUCAUUCUUCAUCCUUCGACAUGCUCCCCACGUAAAACUCCGACAACUUGCAAGUCAAUAUCCAGUGGAUGUCGAGUCUGGGAGAAACAAACAUCAUCAUCAUCCUUUAACAACAACAAGAACAUCAGCAGCAGCAUCAGCAGCAGCAGCAUCAGUGUCAGCAGCAGCAGCAGCGGCGGCGGAGGCAAGAAAAGACGCCUGACGCAAAUGCUCAGUCUUGGAAUAAAAAAGGCCAAAAUUACGCACGUCUCCGUCCGGUGCUGAAGAUCGAAGGAGAACUCAGAGCAGCAGAAUGGAUCUGUCAUUCAUGGCCGCGCAGAUCCCAGUCAUGACUGGAGCUUUUAUGGACUCCUCGCCCAACGACGACUACAGCGGCGAACACUCGCUCUUCAACUCCUCGGCCAGCGUUCACGCCGCAGCCUCGGCAACCUCCGUGCAGUGUCAACAGGAAGAGUCCCAGUCAGUGUCCAGCGACGCCAUCUGGCUCUGGAUCGCCAUCGUGGCCACUAUCGGGAACAUAGUGGUGGUGGGCGUGGUCUACGCCUGCACCUUCUGAUGAGCAGACAAGUGUGUUCGUAAAGACAAAUAAAAACACUUUUUCUGGACUCCUAGGAGAGGCAUCGCUUUGUCUCUCCUAAGCUCACUCUCUCUCGCUCUAUGUCUCUCUCUCUCUGUUGCACCUGACUAAUGGAUCAGUUUGAGCCCCCUAGGGUUUGUUAGUGGUCGUGGUUGACAAUGAUGUAUAGACUCCUGCUGUAUAUUUCUUCAUCGGAGGCACCGACUGGACCUGGGCCACAUUUGUCAACAGGUGCAGGAGUUUGGAGAAGAAGCUUUGGUGUUUGACAGUGGAGGACCACGAACUUUCACUUUCAACCACCAACUCCGAAAAGGUUUUCGUUUCAAUUCAGAUUCAGUUUAUGUUCAAAUUCUAGUUGAUCCAGAUCCAGAUCAUCCACAGAAACAUUUCUGAGUUUUUAACCAGCGAUGGUUGGUGGCUUUGUCAGUCUUCCUCAAAUGGGGGCGAUAUAAAAAAAAGUUUGAAUACCCUUCCUGGAGACAAAAGCAAAGUCACCAACAAGCAGUGGUACUGUUGAGAUGAGCGCCCGUUCCCUUCGAGGAGCCGUACACCUCAGACAGUUUCACAUUAAAAGUAUUGUUAUGCCCUAUUUUCAUAUAUAAACUGGUUAUCAUCUCUGAUAACAAGAAAAGACAAAGUAUUUUAUUUAGAGAAGUAUUACUUCAUGAUAUAACCAGUCGUUCACCAUCCAGGAAGGCUGUGUUGCUGAUUACAAACCACCACCGUACAGUUCUAGUAACCCAAUAAAGUAAGGGAAUUAUUUGUGUACAACUAUACUACUACUGCUUAAUAAUGAUGUAUUUGUUUUGGAAAUUACGUAAUACUUUAGUUUCGGGCUUUUGCUGUUGAUAAGAAAUAAAUAGAAUAUUUUUACACUAUUCAACGACAGGAAACAGAUCUGGACAUUGGCGGCCGUUUAGUUUCCUUAUUUAAAAUGUUGAUUACAAGGUUUUUUCUGUUGAGAGGGUCAUAUCAGAGGAUCUGAUCGUGUACCAUGUAGCUCUGUGAUUAAGGACUCAGAGUGGGCGGGGCUAAGAAAUCUGGUUCCUCACGAAGCAUGUUUGCACUUUUGGGUUUUCACAUCAGAUCAGAUCUAAACUAGAGGUUCAUUCAUCUAUCAGUAAGAUGAGCUCAGUCACUCAGUUUGUUUUACUGAGUGCGCUGUGCUCAUACCUCAGAUUAAAUGUUAGUCCCGCAUAAAAUCAGAGAAACACAAAACUCACUAAAGUUUUUUUUUUUUUUUUAAUUUUCCAUAAUUAUAGCCUGUAAAAAAUUCUUCAACUUCUCCAAUAGGAGGAGACAAACCUUGUCCAUCAGAUACAGACUGUGAUACAGAUUAUGUUUCCAAAACCAAUUUCUAGAGAUUUUUUUGAUAGAUCUGUACCAGUGUGAGUGGGAAGGCAGGAUAAUUUGGGGAUGUUUUCUUUGUCUCCAUCAACCUGCCGUUCACAGCACAUUAGUUUUGUGUUACUGUGGAGGCUGGAGGCAGCCGUCGCCAUGGAAACUAUUACUAGCCCUAAUUGGGAACAAUAACUUUGGGUCUGAGGCAUAAAGCUGCAGCUACAUCUAGAAUUACACAGUCUCUCAGAACAAAGGCCUGUAUUUAGACAAAUAACACAACUUGUACAAACCGACUUUUAGUCUUUCAGCAUUUCCUUCUAAGAAUUUAUUUCUCCCCUUUAAUAAACACAAGGAUCUUCUAAGGUGAACUUACAGUACGGUGGGACCAUGUCCUCAUCAGAUCUCCUUUUUAACACAGCUCUGGUUCCUGAAAAAAAGGCAGCGCCUGGAACAAAAAUUGGAUUGGUAGUAUCAAAUAUUUGGAAGCACAAAGCACGAACUGUGAACAAACACCCGUGGACUUCUAAAAAAAAUCUGAAUGUUUGUCAACGUUUGAAGUUUCCUCUGAAAUGAACGAGAAACCAAAGGACAAGCAAACAGUAAGAAAACGUUGGCACCACAUGUUGGAAUUUUGGUACGAACUGGAUUGAACUGGAAAAACGGAGGUUUGAAAAGGACGAGUUUUGAAGCCGCUGUUGGUCUGGUUUAAGACAAAUGUCCACCACGUGAAUAAUGGUUCUUAAAGUGGGGACGGGGCCCCUUGAGGGGUGCAGCAAGAAUAAUUUGUUUCAAUUUCAAUACCUUCUUUAUUUGUCCUACAGUGGGGCAGUUGCACUGAAUUGUAAUUUUAUUCUUUUGUUCAAUGAGAGAAGCAGUUUUUAGGAAUUAUAAAUAAAGUUUCUGUCAAGUUUUAAAGCAAUAGCUGUCGGAGUGUUAGCCUGCAGAGGGCUGGGCUCAUCGGUUGUUAUAUUUACUAAAGGGGGUGCUGCAGAAAAUGUUUAGGAACUACUGAAAAGAGUACUGAGAGCUUUUGGAAUACUUAUUACAGUGACUAAACAAGUCUGACAAUACUGGGACUGUUUUUGACCCGAAAUAGUUCCUUAGAGGUUGGACUAUCAAAACAGUUUGGGAUGAAGGAUGAAGGAGGACGUUGUUCAAUUCAAUUCAACGCCUCUAAGUUAAUUUCUAAUGGUUCCGGGUCCUUCAAACGUCCUUGUUAUAUAUGGUGGAAAUGUGGUUCCAGAUUAGCAACAAAACUGUCUUGUUAACACCAUGUUGUCCAUGAAGUGCAGCAGACUAUACUGGCUAACUGUAACAACUGUUUGACGUAGGGAGAAAUCCAGACACACUAUUCUCUUCUUAUUAUAAUGAGUGUGCAUACAUGUAAUGUUCUGAGAAGGAAUUUUAAAGCCUACUAUUUUUAAUAAAUGGUUGCUGUAGAAAUGUUUGAACCCGUUGUAAAUGGCGUCUAUUUUGGCUCACUCACUGUCACCGGAGGAUGAUGAGAGGAUGAUGAUGCGCUAUCCUCCUCCAAAUGAGCAGGGGAUGCUCACAUUGGAGCCAAUGCCACUGGCAGACAUCACUAGUCGAAGCCGGGCCAUCAGGUGAGAUUGAUGCAAAGCUCAGAUGGCGCCAUCUGUCAUUUUGACACAGGCUCAGGUUGUUUAGAAAAUAACCUUGAUUCAAUUCUCUGUGGAGGCCUGCACCCAUCUGCACCACGGUUGACAUGGUCUGUGGAAAAACUACUGCAGUAAAAUCCAUGUAUUACAUUUUCA